AUGAACGGGAACGCAGUUCAGAGUGCUGAGCCGCCAGUCACACCGGCAUCCGCAAAGCGAAAACGCGAAACUACUGCUGAAGGUGAAGGAGAUGAGACAACCUCAACGGCACGGAGCUACGAUGAUACCUUUCCCGAUACUCUCAAGGACCUUAUUUUGGUCUUGUCAAAGCAUGACUCCGAUCUUGGGAUUCUAAGACGCCCACUUACCCACCUAUCCGCUGGAGAACCUGACAAUAAGCGUGUAAAGCGAUCCAAGACGACCGUCGAAUCACAGACUGUACAGUCUCGAGUCGAUAAGGCCCAUUACCAGUCCCUUGAGCCCUUCCUACACGAUGUCGAACAAGCUAUCAACUCGUUCGUCGCAGAGUCUCAGCGACACGAUAGCAAAUCUCGUCGGUCGAUAGGACCAGCUUCUUCUAACGAAUCCUCCAGCCGUGCGAACGCUUUUAGAAAAGAAUUGAACCGACUGGUUAUGAAAAUUCCUCCCCAGGCACCGUCUUCUACUCUUUCGUCUAAACAAACAAAGGCCGAGGACACGUCUGAAAAUUUGACAAGCAGCUCCCGGAAUGACCGGUUGGCUCUGGCUCUAGUGGACAACACUCCUCAUGGCAGACAGAUAUUUUCAAGUGUACAGCUGUCCGAUUUGCCUAUCAACGAAACCGCACUUCCCAAGGGCAUAGUGGUUACUAAGAUUGUUCCCUUCAACCCUUUACACCUGGACGAAUCGCGGAGUCGAACAAGAACUAUCGGGGAGGUCUUUUCACCGCGACCUAACACGUCUGUUCUAGAGCAUCCUCAAAAGCGCCCUGCAGAAAGUGGACCUUCCGUGGUUAAGUGGCUAGACCCUCUCGACAUUGCUUGCUCUUUAUCCAGUAACCUUCCCGGAAGAAAAACUUAUAGCUCGAUAUCCCUUCCAUCCGGAUCAUGGUUGAAUUAUGGCUAUGAGAAUCCAAAUGUGCCGGAUAACCACCGCCGAGCAUCAAAACAAGACACCGGUGAGAAGGAGAAACCAUCAAAAGAAGAUAUGACUCUUUUUCAGACACUUUAUUCAUCGUUUGCUCCUUCGUUUGACAGCUCUGGUGCGGUCGCACCUCGGGCUGCCAAAUACCAAGCUUGGUGGGAGAAAUCAGGGGCAAAUCGCGUUAAUGUUUUGUUUGGCCCCGAAGAAGCCCAAGGGCCCCAUAAAUUGCAUCCAGUUUUGGAUCAAGUGUUGGACCCCCAACUGUUGGACGAAGAAACUCUACCAGAAGCAGUGGAGUCCUUCAAGCCAGAUACAACAUAUGUGGAUAAGGCAACGGAGUCCAAGGAAUCAACUGAGAACGAAAUGAAAACCCCCGAGGGCGAUAUAGGAGAGAUACUUGACGAUAUAUCGGACCUGCUUCAAACAUUGAAUUCUUACCGUCAGCUACGAAACCUCUCGCAGAGCUCGCCAGAUAAAGCAAGUGACCAAAGCAAUGGGAUGUCAGCUAACCGCGAGCCUACGACUACUCCGUCUGAUGCAGAGUACAGUAUAUACCAAACAUUAAAGUCCAGCCUAUCGACCCUAGUGGCCUCUUUGCCACCAUACGCGGUCUCGAAACUGACUGGGGAGCAGCUUGCGGAAUUGAACUUGAGUAAGAAGAUUCUUCUAGAUAGCGUCGAUUAUCCUGGCACUCUAGAAGAUGAUGAUUUUACCAAGCAACAGAAACAAGCUGCGCAAAUCCAACAAAACCUGGUGAACUCUCGUGGCCAUGCACAGACAGCCCAGGGCCGACCCCCUUACCAGACCCCGGCAGUGGCCCCUUACCAACGUCAACACAGCACUCGCCAGAAACAAAUUCCAAUGAACUAUCAAUCCCCCCAGGGAUACGCAGGAAGACCCCCAACAGGACACUACCAACCGGUUAACCCUCAGGCAUAUGCACAGCACCCACAACCCGGCCAGCGGCAAGGGUACAUGCAACCCCAAUACCAACAACCCGCCGGUGCCUCUUCCCCUUAUACCAGGAGUGGAAUGCUGCAACAGUUCCAGAGAUCUUCUUCCAACGGUGUAUCCCACUACCCCCAAAGACGCCCUUCCCCUGCACAAACACCAAGCCAACCAUACCCUCAUCGUACCCCCCAAGCUGCAUACCAGCCUAUUCAUGGUAGCCAUCCGCAGCAGUUAAACCAUGCUGCUUCUCCCCAGAGGCCGCCACAUAACUAUAAUCAAUCUCCACAACGAACUCCCUAUCUAAACUCGCCAUCAGCCAACCCUGCUCAGCCACGAUACUUCCAGCAACAGACACCACAGCCUCUUCCCUACGCAAACUACCCUCCUGGUCAAGCGAGCCAGAUGCAUACACCAUAUUCUAAACCUUCGCCGGCUAUGGCCUAUGCCCGAUCGGCCGCCGAACAAGCCGCGAUCAUGGAUCGAAACAAGCUGCAACUGUUGGAUAAUCGCGCUCAAGCCGUCGCGUCGCCUCAGCCAAUGCACCCUAAUGGACAGGGCCAACCUAGGGAUGUUGAAAUGCACAGUGGCCAGUCGAACGGGCUACCUAUGGCUGGUCCAGGGGCCUCAAAAUAG
Microsporum canis CBS 113480 is the source of this 2547-nucleotide messenger RNA. RefSeq lists its product as hypothetical. The record is from RefSeq and is a predicted model, not a curated record. The transcript has 2 exons. NCBI's taxonomy places the organism in Eukaryota, Fungi, Ascomycota, Eurotiomycetes, Onygenales, Arthrodermataceae. Bases 1 to 2547 code for a protein of 848 amino acids.